Molecule: messenger RNA, 2604 nt
Organism: Chanos chanos (milkfish)
Lineage: Eukaryota; Metazoa; Chordata; Actinopteri; Gonorynchiformes; Chanidae
Gene: glis1b
Product: GLIS family zinc finger 1b
Exons: 11
Coding region: 1-2604 (867 amino acids)
Biological process (GO): regulation of transcription by RNA polymerase II
Cellular component (GO): nucleus
Molecular function (GO): DNA-binding transcription factor activity, RNA polymerase II-specific; RNA polymerase II cis-regulatory region sequence-specific DNA binding
Source: RefSeq, a predicted model, not a curated record
AUGAAACAGCCACACCCAGAGCUUACUGGAAACUGGGACAGCGGUGGUCCAAGUCCACCCACAUUGAAUGGGGGAUGCAACUCCUUCUGUCCAGAGAAAGAGGGAGGGCCUGAGCUGGCAGGGAAUGAGGAUACUUUGCUUCACUGUGGACAGAACCUUCCAGCACAUUCGGCAGGCCGACCGGGGGCGCAAUAUCCCAGCAUCCACUGUGACCAACCAGCACAAAACCUCCACGUUCAGGAGAGGCAACAUCCGGACACAAGGUCCGCCGGCUUUCAGAGGAACCUCAGCUCCCCUUCGCUGGGUAGCAACUGCGGCAGCUUAAACGGUGAUAGGGCGUCUCUCACCUACCCGAUCAAACAGGAGGGUUCCCUAGGCUACAAAAUCCCGACGGGGCUUGGGCUUUCGUCCCCCCAGGGCCCGUUUUCGAGCGGGAGAGCUGGGAUGGGAGCGGGACGAGGGGCCCCUCCCGAGAUGGAAACUCCACACAGCAGCAGCGGUAGCUGCGGCAGUGGCGGCAGCAGCUUAGCGAGCGCGCUUUCGGCAGCGGCGGCCGCGUACCCAUUUAAUAAUGAAGAUGGCUCCUCCCCGCUGUCAUUGUCCCCAGGCAACUCACGUCAUUCAGCGCGGCUCCUCCACGCGAGCAGCCUGAAGAGACGUUGCCUGUCCCAGUCGGCCGCUGCCAGCACCGCCUCCUCCGAGGGGAUCGAUAUCACCGCCAUAAUCUGCUCGUCCCAGAUGUCCGUGGUGGCCUGCGUAAACGGGCUGCGGACCAACCCUUCACCCCCCACUGCUAGCCUCCACCGGACGCCUAGCACUCCCUCCAAAAACCUGCCGCUUCCCUCCAGCCCUCAGCCUUUACAGGAGACCUGCCAGCUACCUUCUCCCGCUGCCUGCCUGCUGUCACUCUCUUCCUCCUCUUCCUCAUCUUCGUCAGUGUCAUCCGUGGAGCCCGAGGCAGGGCCGUGCGAGGAGACCGGCUCCAUGCAGUCAGGCUGCGGGGUUGGUAUGGAGGGUCUGGGCCUGUUGAUGAGCGGGACUCUGAUGAGUGGGUCUCUGCAGUCAGGCUCUGUGUUGGAGGGUUGCCAACGGGCCGGGGUACUGAAACAGGAGCCGCUGGACGAGUACUCCCCCACCGAGGAGGAGCUCUUUCACCAUCAUUACCACCACCUGACGACCCGUGGGCAUCACCGCGUCCACCCCCACCCUACAGCCCCCCCACGGCCCUCCAUGCCCCCACCCUACCACCUGCAUCAAUAUGUGGGCUCUGGCCCUGGUACCCUUCUGCACCUACAGGGCCAGACCACGUCAUCUUCCCUGCUGCCUGCGCCCAAGCCCUCACCACUGGCCGGACAGCACGGGACAGGUUCCAACCAAGCAGGGGACAGGGAGGACGCGGGCGCGUUCAACGAUAAACAAGUUUGCCGCUGGAUUGACUGCAGCGCUGCCUACGAGCAGCAGGAGGAGUUGGUGAGGCAUAUUGAGAAGGUACACAUCGACCAGCGCAAAGGCGAGGACUUCACCUGCUUCUGGGCCGGGUGCAUCCGCCGUUACAAACCCUUCAAUGCUCGCUACAAGCUGCUCAUCCACAUGAGGGUCCAUUCUGGGGAGAAACCCAACAAGUGUAUGUUUGAAGGCUGUAAUAAGGCAUUUUCGCGCCUGGAGAACCUGAAGAUUCACCUGCGCAGCCACACAGGAGAGAAGCCGUACCUGUGCCAGCACCCUGGCUGCCAGAAAGCUUUCAGCAACUCCAGUGAUCGAGCCAAGCACCAGCGUACACACCUGGACACUAAACCAUACGCCUGUCAGAUCCCUGGAUGCACCAAACGCUACACAGACCCCAGCUCCCUCCGCAAGCACGUCAAGAUCCACUCCGCCAAAGAGCAACAGGUGCGUAGGAAGCUGAGAGCCUGCCCUCACCUCGAGCCGGAUACCCUGAGUGAGUGUUUAUCAGUUCAGCACCUGCAUGGCUCCGCCCCCUCCCAACAUCCCCCUGCGUUGGGUCAGGACAUCUUUACAGGCCUGUACACUGGCUCCAGCACAGCCCAUAAUGGAGCCUCAGUAGAGAUCCUCUCCCCUGGCCCAGACCUGCCCCCCAGGCAGCCUCCUCGCCUGGACACAGACAUCGGCAGCCCCCACCAUCUGUCCCCUCUGUCCACCAUGGAGAACACCCAGCGGGAGGGUCCAAUGAAGACGGCAGCCUCCCCUCCACCCACACUGGACAAGCAGCAUAACUCUACAGCCAAUCAGCAACAUAUCCAUGCCCACCAUAAAUCCUACGCCAAUUUCCACAACAUACCUGUCAGCGAAGAUUACCGGGGCAACUUCCAGAGCUGCUUUCAUUUUGGAGAUAAUUACAGAAUGGAGCAGUCGUUCAGCAGUGUUCAUCUACCUGGUGACUCACAUAGUUUUACUCAACACCAACACAAUGGUUUUCACAUGAGCAGCUCCACAAGCACCUCCUCCGCAGGCUUCAAUUUGGUACCAGAUAUCCCAGGUUCUGGGUGCCAGUUCUCCCCGGGCGCAGAGGAAAGCAUUUUCUUUCAGGUGGGCAGCUUUGACCGCAACCUGAGCCAAAUGUCCUCCAUCUACACAGAGACGUAA